This is a messenger RNA of Pseudopodoces humilis (Tibetan ground-tit), 322 nucleotides long. The record is from RefSeq and is a predicted model, not a curated record. NCBI's taxonomy places the organism in Eukaryota, Metazoa, Chordata, Aves, Passeriformes, Paridae.
GGCACACGUGACCGCCCAGCGCCACGUGACGCGGGCCGGCAGCGCGGCGGAGCGGGACGGGAGCGGUGCAGCCAUGGUGUCCAAAAAGCAGCUGGCAGACUUUGGCUACAAGGCAUUCUCGGGCUCCAUGAUGCUGCUGACGGUGUACGCCGGGUACCUGUGCAGUGUCCGCGUCCAGAGGAUGCUCCAGCACCGCCGUGAGCGGGAGAACGCGCCUGGCCCCGAGAGCUGAGCCUGCACUGGGAGCUGGGACUGGCCCCAGGAGCUGGGACUGGCCCCGGGAGCUGGGACUGGCCCCGGGAGCUGGGACUGGCCCCGGGAG